Molecule: messenger RNA, 2779 nt
Organism: Hyla sarda
Lineage: Eukaryota; Metazoa; Chordata; Amphibia; Anura; Hylidae
Product: oocyte zinc finger protein XlCOF22-like
Exons: 4
Coding region: 35-2644 (869 amino acids)
Biological process (GO): regulation of immune system process; negative regulation of transcription by RNA polymerase II; regulation of cytokine production
Source: RefSeq, a predicted model, not a curated record
UAUAAGGUGUCAGGACGUGGCGGUCUAUUUCUCCAUGGAGGAGUGGGAGUAUGUAGAAGGACACAAGGAUCAGUACAAGGAUCAGGUCAUGAUGAAGGAUCAGCAGCCCCUCACAUCACCAGUCAGAUCCAGUAAGAGAACAGCACCAGAGAGGUGUCCCCGUCCUCUUCUUCCACAGGAUGAUCAGGGUGAAGAUCUGAACAAUAUUAAAACUAUAGAGACAGAUGUGAGCGGUGAUAAGCAGUUUAAGGAGAACUUUCCUACAGAGAAAGAUCUGAUCUAUAUUAAUGCUACAGACAUAAAGGAAGAAGAAGAGACAGAUGUGAGCGGUGAUGUGCAGUAUAAGGAGGACAUUCCUACAGGGGAAGUUCUUAUCUAUAUUAAUGCUCCAGAGACAAAAGUGAGCCGUAAUAAGCAGUAUGAGGAAAACAUUCCUACAGGGAAAGAUCUGAUCUAUAUUAACGCUACAGACAUAAAGGAAGAAGAGGCAGAUGUGAGCAGUAAUGAGCAGUAUAAGGAGGACAUACCUAUAGGGAAAGAUCUGAUCUAUGUUAAAACUACAGACAUAAAGGAAGAACAAGAGACAGAUUUGAACUGUGAUGAGCAGUAUAAGGAGGACAUUCCUACAGGGAAAGAUCUGAUCUAUAUUAAUGCUACAGACAUAAAGAAAAAAGAAGAGACAGAUGUAAGCGGUGAUGAACAGUAUAAAGAGGACAUUCCUACACGGAAAGAUCGGAUCUAUAUUAAUGCUACAGACAUAAAGAAAGAAGAAGAGACAGAUUUGAGCAGUGAUGAGCAGUAUAAGGAGGACAUUCCUACAGGGAAACAUCUGAUUUAUAUUAAUGCUACAGACAUAAAGAAAGAAGAGUCAGAUGGGAGUGGUAAUGAGCAGUAUAAGGAGGACAGCCCUACAGGGAAAGAUCUGAUCUAUAUUAAUCCUACAGACAUAAAGGAAGAACAAGAGACAGAUGUGAGCAGUGAUGAUCAGUAUAAGGAGGACAUUCCUACAGGGAAACAUCUGAGCUCUAUUAAUGCUACAGACAUAAAGGACCAACAAGAGACAGAUGUAAACAGUGAUAAGCAGUAUAAGGAGGGCAUUUCUACAGGGAGAGAUAUGAUCUAUAUUAAUGCUACAGACAUAAAGAAAGAGGAAGAGACAGAGAUGAGCAGCGAUGAGCAGUAUAAGGAGGACAUUUCUGCAGGUAACUGCCCAGAUUCUUGUACCAGGAGAUCAGAGGAGAAUCUUAUAUCUUCAGAUUAUAAAGCAGAUGAUGAUAUCACACAAGAUACAUAUGAAGAACAUUCCAUUAUCCCAGAUACACCCUCAGCCCUUCACAGCCAAGAUCUGUCAUCUCAUCCUUAUAUACAGGUCCUGUCUUCUCAGUCAUCACAGGAUGUUCAGCAAAAUAAUGGUUACAGAAGGAAUGAUGGACAUCAAAGAGAUCAAACAGGGGAGAAGCCAUUCUCGUGUUCAGAAUGUGGAAAAUGUUUUAGCCUUCAAUCAAAUCUUGUUCAACAUCAAAGAACUCACACAGAGGAGAAGCCAUUUUUAUGUUCAAAAUGUGGGAAAUGUUUUACCCAGAAAUCCUAUCUUGUUGAACAUCAAAGAACUCACUCAGGGAAGAAGCCAUUUUCAUGUUCAGAAUGUGGGAAAUGUUUUACUCAGAAAUCAGACCUUGUUCAUCAUCAAAGAACUCACACAGGAGAGAAGCCAUUUUCAUGUUCAGAAUGUGGGAAAUGUUUUCCUUUUAAAUCAGGUCUUGUUGUACAUCAAAUAACUCACACAGGAGAGAAGCCAUUUUCAUGUUCAGAAUGUGGAAAAUGUUUUAGUCAGAAAUCAGGCCUUGUUCAUCAUCAAAAAAAUCACACAGGAGAGAAGCCUUUUUCAUGUUCACAAUGUGGGAAAUGUUUUCCUUUUAAAUCAGGUCUUGUUGUACAUCAAAGAACCCACACAGGGGAGAAGCCAUUCUCGUGUUCAGAAUGUGGAAAAUGUUUUAGUCUUCAAUCAAAUCUUGUUCAUCAUCAAAGAACUCACACAGAGGAGAAGCCAUUUUUAUGUUCAAAAUGUGGGAAAUGUUUCUCUCACAAAUCAGGUCUUGUUAAACAUCAAAGAACUCACACAGAGGAGAAGCCAUUUUCAUGUGCAGAGUGUGGGAAAUGUUUUACCCAGAAAUCCUAUCUUGUUGAACAUCAAAGAACUCACACAGGGAAGAAGCCAUUUUCAUGUGCAGAAUGUGGGAAAUGUUUUACUCAGAAAUCAGACCUUGUUGUACAUCAAAGAACUCACACAGGCGAGAAGCCAUUUUCAUGUUCAGAAUGUGGGAAAUGUUUUACUCAGAAAUCAGACCUUGUUCAUCAUCAAAGAACUCACACAGGAGAGAAGCCAUUUUCAUGUUCAGAAUGUGGGAAAUGCUUUCCUUUUAAAUCAGGUCUUGUUGUACAUCAAAGAACUCACACAGGAGAGAAGCCAUUUCCAUGUGCAGAAUGUGGAAAAUGUUUUAGUCAAAAAUCAGACCUUGUUGUACAUCAAAGAACUCACACAGGAGAGAAGCCAUUUUCAUGUGCAGAAUGUGAAAAAUGUUUUGCUGAUCAAUCACAUCUUGUCAGACAUCAAAGAAUUCACACAGGGAAGAAGCCAAUUUAGAGUAUAAUAUAUUAACAAUGUGCACAGGAUAGUUGACAGAUAUAUAAUUAUUUUUUUCCUUGUUUUUUAUUUCAACAACAAUUAAACAAUUAUACAUUCCAUAGAAAAUCACAUUUCCAUUUUUCUUUGUCAAUU